CCCCCAUAUCGACUUCACACUUCACCGAUCGUCAUCCGCCCAAUCCCUCCAACAGACCAAAGUUGCCGCUCUCGCUGUUAAUUCCAUCACAACAGUCACAAUGUCUGCCUCCUUCCGCUCCAUCCGCGCCCUUGCGCCCCUCCUCGACCGCGUCCUCGUCCAGCGCGUCAAGGCCGAGACCAAGACCGCCAGCGGCAUCUUCCUUCCCGAGUCCUCCGUCAAGGAGCUCAACGAGGCCAAGGUCCUCGCCGUCGGCCCCGGUGCCCUCGACAGAGACGGCAAGCGGUUACCCAUGGGCGUCGCCUCUGGUGACCGCGUCCUGAUCCCCCAGUUCGGCGGCUCCCCCGUCAAGGUCGGUGAGGAGGAGUACCACCUCUUCCGUGACAGCGAGAUCCUCGCCAAGAUCAACGAGUCAUAAACAGAGAGAAAUCUGCCAGAAACGACUCAAACCAAAAAAAAAGGUGUAAAAGAUAC
This is a messenger RNA of Colletotrichum acutatum, 474 nucleotides long. RefSeq names its product chaperonin 10 kDa subunit. Bases 101 to 418 code for a protein of 105 amino acids. Gene Ontology annotation, cellular component: mitochondrial matrix. NCBI's taxonomy places the organism in Eukaryota, Fungi, Ascomycota, Sordariomycetes, Glomerellales, Glomerellaceae. The transcript has 4 exons. Gene Ontology annotation, molecular function: protein-folding chaperone binding; ATP binding; metal ion binding. The record is from RefSeq and is a predicted model, not a curated record.